UACAACUUUUACUUAAUUCUGAGGUUAACUUGACAAUUAAUUUCUUGUUGGGGGUUCUUCAAUCUUUAUUGAACUUCAAUAUCUAUCUAAUUCUGGAACAAAGAGAAAGAUAAAAAUCCCAAAAUAGCCCACCUCUUAUUUCUUCAUCUCUGUCCUCUUCCAUGGCAGCAAACCCACGUGUCUCCACCACUAAAUGCAUUGGAACUUCGUAUUUCUAACAUUAUUUUUCAACAACCCACAUCAGAUUUCAUCUUUGUUUUCUACCCUUUUCGUUUGAUUCCUCAAUUUCUCUAGAAAAAGUUUCAAUCUUGAUUUCACAGGGGAAGACAGAGCUUAACAUUUGUCUGUUUUUGAUCUUUAAGGGUUGAAUCUUGACUUUUAGUUGUUAAAGAUUCUGUUUUCAACACAAUUUAUGUAAGCUUCACUGUUCAAAGUUCACAUUUCACAUUUAACACACUCUUGUUCUUCAAGAAAAAAAAAACAGAGUAUUUCAAUGGCUUCUUCAAGCUUUUAUCUGCUGUUCUUGACUCUUUCAUGGAGUUUCUUCUUUACAAAUGCAAUUCAACCUUCGCAAAAACAAGUUUUGCUUCAGUUAAGAAAACAACUCGAGUACCCAAAGCAAUUAGACUUUUGGGCCAACACAAGUGAUGAUUUAUGCUACUUGUCAUCACCACAAGUCAACAUCACUUGUGAAAACAAUUAUGUUACAGAGCUCAAAAUCUUGGGGGGGCUUUCUCCUGAUCAACAACUGAAAAAGGUGAGUUCAAGCUUCAAUGGGUUUCCAAUUCCUUCACAAACCCUUUCUCAAAACUCCUCAAUUGACUCUUUGAUUGCCACUUUAUCAAGAUUAACAAGCUUGAAGACUCUUAGUUUGGUUUCUUUAGGAAUCUGGGGUCAAGUUCCUGAAAAAUUUCAAAGGCUAUACACACUUAAGUAUAUUGAUAUGAGUUACAAUUACUUGUAUGGCCCAAUUCCUCAAACUUUUACAAGAUUAGCAAGUCUUGAAAGUGUGAAUCUUGAUGGGAAUUUCUUUAAUAGUAGUUUCCUUGAUGGGGUUGACUUGUUAUCAAAUUUGACCAGUUUGAGCCUAAAAGAAAAUGGGGUUACAGGUCAAUUACCAGAUCUUCCCAAUUUGCCAAACAGUUUGACCUUUCUGUAUCUCAGCAAGAACUCAUUCUCUGGUCAAAUUCCAGUGAAAUAUGGUCAACUCAAUCACCUUCAAGAACUUGAUCUUUCAUUCAACUCCCUUUCUGGUGUCCCACCACCUUCACUCUUCUCAUUGCCAUACCUUACCUACCUGAACCUUACAUCAAACAAGUUGACGGGUCAACUACCGAGUCGCUUACAAUGUGGAAACAAACUCGCCGUUGUCGAUAUUUCACUCAAUCGGUUUACGGGGGGUUUACCUUCUUGUUUAAGCAAUGAGUUGAACAAUAGGAAUGUUAAAUUUGAUGGAAAUUGCUUAAUGGUUGAUGUGGAGCAUCAAAAACCGUCAAGUUAUUGCGUAGAGGAAGCUCGUGGAGUCGAAGUAGAUCCAAAAACCAUCAAAGAUUCAGGAAAAGGAAUGAGUCCAGUAAUACUUGUGGGAGUGAUUUUAGGAAGUAUUUUAGUUCUAGCGCUUUUGGUAUUCGGGUCUGUGGUUAUUUGUAGAAGAAUUAGUGUCCGAGGCUUAUCAGAACCGAAAUUACUGCCAAAACAGGUGCAGGAUUACUCUGUUACGGGCUAUCCGUCUGAGCUCUUAACCAGCGCCAGGUUUGUUUCUGAGGCUGCAAAGUUGGGUACAGGAGGAAUGCCGGUGCACAGAUUGUUUUCUUUUGAUGAGUUAAAGGAAGCUACUAGAGACUUUCAUAGAUCUACCUUAAUCGGGGAAGGUUCAACCGGAAAGAUCUACAAAGGAAAGCUAGAAAAUGGAACAGACAUUGCGAUAAGGCAUUUAACCGUGUCCAAAAAGUACACAAUUAGAAACCUUAAGUUACGGUUGGAUUUGCUUGCACGCCUUCGACACCCUCAUCUGGUUUGCCUAUUGGGACACUGCAUUAGUAACGAAAGUGAUUCAAACAAGGUAUACCUUGUGUAUGAGUAUGUGGAUAAUGGGAAUUACCGUUCUUUUCUUGCUGGCAAUGACCCUGAAAAGGUUCUUAAAUGGGAAGAUAGAUUGAGAGUUUUGUCGGGUGUCGCAAAGGCUGUGCAUUUUCUCCACACUGGACUCAUUCCCGGUUUCUUCAACAACCGAUUAAAAGCAAAUAAUAUUUUGUUAAACGAAAAUGGGAUGGCGAAGCUGAGUGACUAUGGGCUUUCUAUUAUAGCAGAAGAUAUUAAACAAGAAGAUGCGAACGGGGAAGGUGUUGAAUCAUGGCAAAUGAAGAACUUAGAGGACGAUGUCUACAACUUUGGUUUCAUUUUACUCGAAUCACUUGUUGGGCCUUCUGCUGCAUCUAGAAAAGACGAGUUUCUGAUGAAUGAGAUGGCAUCAUUUGAAACCGAAGGAGAAAGAAAGAAAGUAGUGGACCCCAUUGUACUUGCUUCAUCUUCACCUGAAUCAUUGUCGGUUAUAAUCUCCAUAACCAAGAAAUGUUUUGUCAGUGAUUCGUGGGCCCGACCGUCUUUCGAAGACGUGCUUUGGCACCUUCAAUAUGCUGCUCAAGUUCAGGCUAACGCGCAACGCCCUGCUGAAGCAGUUCUACUCAUGAAGUGUUGAUGUUGAGGUAAUUGUAUAUUAGAUGAUAUCGUCAACAGUGUUGCCAUGAUGAUGAAUAAGCAGAUAAUAAAUGUCAUCGGUUAUGUUUAUAAUAUAGCAUAGAUAUGUACAUCUAUUAUGCCAACAACAACCUUUUAUAUAUUUGCAAUAAAGUGUUAAAAAUAAACUCCAGUUCUAGUUUU
Messenger RNA from Helianthus annuus (common sunflower), 2880 nucleotides. RefSeq names its product probable inactive leucine-rich repeat receptor-like protein kinase At3g03770. Gene Ontology annotation, biological process: protein phosphorylation. Lineage: Eukaryota; Viridiplantae; Streptophyta; Magnoliopsida; Asterales; Asteraceae. Gene Ontology annotation, molecular function: ATP binding; protein binding; protein kinase activity. The coding region runs from base 494 to 2698 and encodes 734 amino acids. The transcript is spliced from 7 exons. The record is from RefSeq and is a predicted model, not a curated record.